GAUUGAAAGCGUUCUCCCCCGCGGUAGAGCCCAGUACGCUGGGAGGAAGCCCGAAAUCCUUAUUUCGGAUCCGAGACUCUAUGGACCCUGAAAAUGUCAACAUUGGAAAUUACUCACAGAAUGUACUCACUCAACCAAUUGACAACAGCAUUUCUUCCUUGAGACAAUUUGAACCCCUUUGCCAAUUUCAUCAGACAGACUCGUUUAAUAAUGAAAUAGCAUUUCAAGAUCUGACGGAAAGCUUAUCUUACACAGAGGAGCCAGAAUUACAGCAUUAUGUAUGUGAUUAUGCAGAAGACACCAAUAUGCAGGAAGACUCAUUUAAGGAAGAAAACCCGAUGGGAUCUAGCACUUUCACACAUACAGAUCAAUUUGCUCUUGAGUGUGUCAGACAGCCUUCUAGAAGCCCACCUCUAAUCCAAUGCAGUGAAGAGACACUGAAAUUCAUGGAAAUGCCACUGGCUAAUAGUACUGCCAUGGAAUCUGCCCUCAAUCCUAGUCAGUCUCAAGACUUCUUGUGUGAGAAAGAAGUACACAGUGGUGUUGAACAACCAUUUUAUAAAGAAAAUAACUUUAACCUGCUUGAUGUGAGAGCUAAUUAUGAAACAGAGGAGAUUGCAGGUUCUAUGGAUAUUCCUGAGAUGUCAGUCAGGCACCAAAAGCAAGUCCCAGAAAAAGGCGGGUGGAGUCCACAGACGGGCUCAGCCUGGGCUCCUACAGGCAUCUGUUGGGUCGGUGGAGCUUCUCAGGAGGCCUGCGUGAUACCUGACUCAGAGCAGAGCUUGGAAAGCUUACAACCUCUGGAACAGGACAUGGCUUUGAAUGAAGUCGUACGGAAAUUAAAAUGUACUAACAAAGAAAAGGAAACUCGGAUCCAAGACCUAGAGCGUCAGAACACGUAUUUAGAGAAGAAGGUUGAGGAACUACAGAUGAAUGCCACUAAACAGCACGUGUUUGUGGACGUCAUCAAUAAGCUAAAGGAGAAGGUCGAAGAGUUAAUUGAAGAAAAGUACAGAAUAAAGCUGGAGAAGAGUGAUACAGAAAAGACACUGCGGAGUUUGCACGAGAUUUUAGUUACCACCCAAAACCACCUUCAGGAAUGCAGGAGUGAGAAGGAAACCUUACAGGUAGAGUUUAAGAAACUCAAGGGCAAUUAUGUUAGUCUACAGGAAAGGUACAUGACUCAUUGCAUGGAGAUGGACAGCGCCUUGAGCAAGAAAGAAGAAGAGAUAGAAAGCCUGCAGCAGCUCAAAGGAGAGCUGGAAAAGGCCACCAGUGCCGCUCUGGACUCGUUGAAAAGGGAAAGAGAGACCGGAAGAGAGUUCCUGUCUUUACGGGAGGAAUUUCAGAAACGUGAAAGGAAACACCUGGAUGAAAGAGAGAAUCUGAAAUCUAAACUCGAGAAAUUGGUCGCUCAGGUUCAGAAGGUCAAAUUCCUAUCCGACAGUGAAAAAGCUAAGAAUGCAGAACUCCAGCAGCAGAUCGACAAAGUAAAAAAUGAAAACACAAAACGUCAGCAGCAGGUUGCAAGGAGUGAGGAGCAAAAUUGCGUCCCUAAAUGUGAGAUAGCUCAACUCAAGGAGAUCUUAGAGGAUGUAAUAGAGUCAGAUGUGGCCAAGGAUACAAAGAUGACACAUUUUAAUUUGUUCCCAAAUCACUCGCCUUGUGAAGAAGGGAGCACAAACCCCCCAGACAUGAAAAGAACUUCACAGCCAACAUCCAGAAUUCUCAAUCUUCUGGGUCUGAUGGUAGAACUUCUCCCACAUCAGGACUUCAUCAAUCCUGAUGCUGAACAUUUCAAAGAGAAUGAGAAAGUUAGUGAUAUCAUGCCACAAAAAUUGAAGAGUUUUCAUCUUAAAAAGAAAAUUUUAGAUAAAGAGCUGCUGAAACAUAAAGACAAAAUCUCAGCUUUCAGAGAGUUACUUGCUAAUGAAAAAUCAUGUCAACAUCAGGUUCCUGGGGUUACAGGAUGUGACUCCGAGGAAGCCAAGAACGUCAGAGACGCGCCUGUUGCCCUGGCAGCCGAACUGAACCGGCACCACAACCUAAGCAAGGAGCUUGAUUUUUUGAUUGCAAAGUUGGGAAAUCUUCUAGAGACAAAAGAAGACCACUACAACAGACUCACUGAAGAAAAUGACAAGUAUCAAAGAAAUUUAGGCAACUUAAUAAAUAAGGUUACAUCUUAUGAGGAAAUCAUCAAAUGUGCUGACCAAAGGCUUGUGAUAUCCCACUCCCGGAUUGCACAUUUAGAAGAGAGAAAUAAACAGUUGGAAGAUUUCAUUAGAAGGUCCAGAGAGAGAGUCAGAAAACCAAGACCGAGAAGUCAUCCGAAGCUCCUGACCGUGGUAGGUCAUACUGAUUGAUGAUCAUUAUAAAGAAUGCGAUAUUUCCAUGUCAUUGUCAAAUUACACAAGAUUAAAUAAGAGUUCCUAAAGUUAUAUUUCAGUAAUGUUCAGCACAGCUUACCCCUCUUCCCCAGAUAAGGGCCUCUGGGCUGUGAUUACAGUUGGUCCCGCAAUCGGAAGCCCCUCCCUUAAUUGUAUUAGUUCCCUCGAUGUCCCAACGGUUUGAAACAAAAAUGUUGAUUAAAAUAUAGUAUUAGUAUUAUCUGUGGAGUUUAUCUGUAGGUUUUCCUCACACCUGUUUUUUGGUAUGUAAUCAAGAACGCACUGUUUAUGGAAUAGGAGUUCUGUAUGUGAUCAAGAAUUCCACGUGUAAUCAAGAGUUAGCUCUUCUGUUCCCAAAUGUCUGUCCUGCAAACUUAAGAAACAUUUUUUUCCUUUCAUUUUUAGAUGCCAGUUAUUUUAGAAGGAAAUAGAAAUGAUUUAGAUUAAACAGAACUGAAGAUUAACAGUUAAUCAUUUUUGUCAGCCUCUCCAGGAGCAGAGUCAUUACUGAGUACUGUACCCAGAUCAAUCCACACAAAUGAUACAUUAAAAUCUGUAUAAGUAGUGAAACUUUACAAUCCAAAAAAAUGUGAUUAUUUUUCUUCUAGU
Molecule: messenger RNA, 2996 nt
Organism: Capra hircus (goat)
Lineage: Eukaryota; Metazoa; Chordata; Mammalia; Artiodactyla; Bovidae
Gene: CAGE1
Product: cancer antigen 1
Exons: 11
Coding region: 81-2363 (760 amino acids)
Source: RefSeq, a predicted model, not a curated record